UGUGUCAAAUGUACGAAGUGGCGUACGGUUGGCUCUGCACACCGAACAUAGGGAUCAACGGAAGCUUGCCUCUGUACCCCUGAGCGUACCUGAAAACGAGUAGGUAAAGCGCGCCGCAACUUUUAACCUUCGCCAACAGUGAUCGGCAAUCAGCAAAUCCACUGUCAUCAAAACCUGUGCGGCGGUCGCACAGGCGUCACCACGGCCAUGUCCGUGCUACUUGACAGCUUCCACACGGAUGCGGCGCCAUUUAGACGGGGUGAUACACACAAAGGACCGAUCAAACAAUCCUAUAUAUAAGCCAUGACCAUAGAGACAUCGCACAUUAUCGCCAGGUAAAUCCUAGUUCUCUUCCAGAAUGUGGCGCAUGUUUGGCUACUUGCUGUUCGCCGCCUCCGUUGCAGCGGUGGAGGGCACAGCCAGGUCGAACAACACCAACCUGCACCGUCACGACUCGACUUUCACACCAGACUUCUACCUCAGCGUAACAUACGAGAAUCAUACUGUGGCAUGUCAGCACCGAAUGUCGGUGCUAGUCAAUGGCACAUCGCCAGGUCCAACACUCCGCCUCCCACCAGGCAAGACCAGCUGGGUCCGGGUGUGCAAUGACAUGGAUACUCACAAUACGACUAUGCACUGGCAUGGCCUUUCCCAGCGCACCGCGCCAUUCAGCGAUGGCUCACCUGUUUCCCAAUGGCCAAUUGCACCGCACCAAUGCUUCGACUAUGAGAUCCAUCCUGAAUUAGAAGACUCCGGGACGUAUUUCUAUCACUCGCACGUCGGGUUUCAGGCCAUAACUGCUGCAGGCCCGCUCAUCAUCGAAGAUGCUGCAGAGCCACCGUACGAGUAUGAUGAGGAGCGCAUAGUCUUCUUGCAGGACUACUACAAUAAGACUGACGAAGUGAUCGAACACGGCCUGGUAGCCACACCUUUCGUGUGGAGUGGCGAAGUCAAUGCAUUGCUCCUCAACGGAGUCGGUGUUGCCGUCGGUCAGACGGGAGGCACGAAUGGCUGUUUGAUGCCAGUCAUUGAUGUCGAGCCUAAUAAGACAUACCGUUUAAGGUUCGUGGGAUCGUUGGCGAUCAGCAUGGUCUCGUUUGGCAUCGAGGGCCACGAUGCAAUGGACGUCAUUGCUGCUGAUGGACACUACACAAAGCCCCACCGUGUCAGCCACAUGCAGAUCACGUCGGGACAACGCUUUGAGGCUCUUCUCAAAACCAAGUGCGCAGACGAACUGGCUGAAAGCGGAAAAUCAGACUGGGUCAUCCAAUUCGAGACCAAAGACCGUCCUACCACAUACACCGGCUUCGGCAUCCUCCGCUACUCCAAUGCACCACCCAGCAUUACAUCUGCGCCCGCCAUCGCACCCCUGCGUCUCACAAACGACACGUACGAUUUUCUCGAAUACGCACUCGAGCCUCUCACACCAAACGGCUUCCCCACCGCCUCCGAAGUAACCCGCCGUGUACACAUCACCAACCAGCAACUGACCCAAAGCACCAUAAUCUGGCAACUCGAUGGCCUAAACUGGACAGAAGACAAAUCCUACAACGCGCCGCCCUACCUCGUUGACAUCUACCGGAAUGGCCCAGAGGCGAUGCCGAACUACACUGCGGCGCUGGAGAACGGGGGCUGGGAUCCGCACACACUGGCCUGGCCCGCGAAGCUUGGCGAAGUCCUCGAGAUAAUUCUCGAGAACACAGGGUCCUUGGUGAACGGCAAUGGCGCUGUGGAUUACCACCCAUUUCACAUGCACGGCGGACACUACUACGAUUGCGGAUCCGGCAACGGCUCGUACGACGCCGCCGCCAACGAGGAGAAGCUGAAGGAUUACAGCCCCGUGCUCCGCGAUACAACCAAUCUGUAUCGUUAUGGUGAAAAGGGCAGUCCGGGGCAGCCUGCCGGGUGGCGGUGCUGGCGAUUGCGGGUGCAGGAUGCAGGGUGUUGGAUGCUGCAUUGUCACAUUCUGCAGCAUAUGAUUAUGGGUAUGCAGAGCGUGUGGGUUAUGGGCGAGUAUCAGGAAAUUGCUCGGAUUCCGUACUCAGGCGCAAAGGGGUAUCUGGAUUAUGGAGGCACGGCGUAUGGUGGGCAGGAUAUUAGUCCGAUCGUGUGGCAUGAUUGGGACGACUGAUAUAUUCAUGGUCGGGUUGGGUUCUAGAGUCUGAUGUAGGGUCUGCGUGUCUAAAUGCUUUCGUUGAUCCAGCUCGUCGUCUCUGACUGGCCUUUUAAGACUCGCUGUGGAAGCACUGUCUUUUCCUUGGACACUCACCUGCUAGAGGGAGAAGUAUGUAUGCCAGCUAGAAAGUAGCAAAAUAUAGACUACACUUACAC
Didymella exigua CBS 183.55 is the source of this 2331-nucleotide messenger RNA. RefSeq names its product multicopper oxidase. The coding region runs from base 359 to 2131 and encodes 590 amino acids. The record is from RefSeq and is a predicted model, not a curated record. NCBI's taxonomy places the organism in Eukaryota, Fungi, Ascomycota, Dothideomycetes, Pleosporales, Didymellaceae. Gene Ontology annotation, molecular function: copper ion binding; oxidoreductase activity. The transcript is spliced from 2 exons.